UCCGUCCAAUCGUCCUUCUCCUCCUUCACUCCUUUCGCUAGGCGUACGACUCAAUGGGCCAAGGAGCGCAUUGGUGCUUCCGACGUUGAGAAGACAGAAUUGCCCCAAGAAUAUCUUGAUCUUGAACGCCGCGUUGAUGCGUUGAAGGCUGUUCACCAGAAACUUCUUGGCAUUACUUCUACUUACGCCAACGAGGGAUAUGACUAUCCUGUUCACUUGAAGGAGUCUUUCACCGACUUUUCUAAGCAAGUGCAGGACAAGUUCCAGUCGCUCUCCCAGGCUCACACUGCUGCCGAAGCCCAGGCUGCCCUUGUCAAGGCGGGACCUAAAGGUCAGCCGAAGACCCUUGCGCACGCCCUUGCUCGUGCCGCUUAUGCUUCAGCCGACCUCUUGGGUACCUCAGACCCAUUCGGAGCUGCCUUGUCCAAGGUGGCCGAUGCUGAGGAAAAGGUUGGGGAGGCCCGCCUGCAGCAGGACGACCAAAUUCAUUCUCGCUUCAAUGCAACCAUCAACACGGCUUUGUCCAUCAACCUCCAAUUUGCCGCCCGCGCUCGCAAAUCGGUUCAGAAUGCCCGUCUUACGCUUGAUGCAGCGAAGGCUUCCGCUCGUUCCGCUAAACCUGAACGGGCGGAUGCCGCGCGUGUCGAGAUUGAGCAGGCCGAGGACAACUUUGUCGCUGCAGUUGAGGAAGCAAGUGGUGUUAUGAAGAACGUAUUGGACAGCCAGGAAGCUACCGGAGCCUUGCAGCAACUUGUGCAAGCCCAGCUUGAUUAUCACAAGAAGGCCGCCGAGGUUUUGAGUGGCAUCAUGGGAGAAAUCGAA
Messenger RNA from Saitoella complicata NRRL Y-17804, 822 nucleotides. RefSeq lists its product as uncharacterized. The annotation marks the transcript as partial. Gene Ontology annotation, molecular function: protein binding. The record is from RefSeq and is a predicted model, not a curated record. Lineage: Eukaryota; Fungi; Ascomycota; Saitoellomycetes; Saitoellales; Saitoellaceae. Gene Ontology annotation, cellular component: cytoplasm. The transcript has 2 exons.